Molecule: messenger RNA, 1895 nt
Organism: Pseudoliparis swirei
Lineage: Eukaryota; Metazoa; Chordata; Actinopteri; Perciformes; Liparidae
Gene: cnot9
Product: CCR4-NOT transcription complex subunit 9
Exons: 8
Coding region: 334-1236 (300 amino acids)
Biological process (GO): mRNA catabolic process; negative regulation of translation
Cellular component (GO): CCR4-NOT core complex; CCR4-NOT complex; P-body
Source: RefSeq, a predicted model, not a curated record
CCGCUGGAUAAUGUUGUCAGCACGAUAGCCGUCAGUCUUUCGAGGCCGUUAUCGAAACGGAAUACAUUAACGUGGUGUUAUUCUGAUAUCGCUGUGGCGUUAUGUUGUUUGUGACGUUCAUGCUCGCGCGCAACUCCCUCAUUCAAUUUGACGAGACAGUUAGCGCUGAAGCUAGCGUUAGCAGCUAGCUCGGGCUAGCUGCCCCCGCCGUGUCCGUGUAUUCGUUUCCCGGAGUUUUGUUUCCUUGCAGCCGCAUUAGUUCGCUGCUCCACCGCACUUCAAGCUCACACGGGGGUUUAAACAACACCUCGGGGCCGCAAAGAGAGUCAGAGGAUGCUGGCGACGGGAGCAGCUGUAACUAACGUCACAGCUCUGGCCCAGGUAGACCGGGAGAAAAUCUACCAAUGGAUCAAUGAAUUGUCCAGUCCGGAGACGAGAGAAAAUGCCUUGCUGGAGCUGAGCAAGAAACGCGAGUCUGUGCCAGACCUGGCGCCGAUGCUCUGGCACUCCUGUGGCACCAUUGCUGCCCUGUUGCAGGAAAUCGUGAACAUCUAUCCAUCAAUAAACCCACCUACGCUUACAGCUCACCAGUCUAACAGAGUGUGCAAUGCCCUGGCACUGCUGCAGUGCGUUGCCUCGCACCCAGAGACACGGUCGGCCUUUCUUGCUGCUCACAUCCCUCUUUUCCUUUACCCCUUUCUGCACACUGUGAGCAAAACACGUCCGUUUGAGUACCUGCGGCUUACCAGCCUCGGAGUUAUAGGUGCCCUGGUCAAAACGGAUGAACAGGAAGUGAUUAACUUCCUCCUCACCACUGAAAUCAUCCCGCUAUGUCUCCGCAUCAUGGAAUCAGGGAGCGAGCUCUCCAAGACGGUUGCUACUUUCAUACUGCAGAAGAUCUUGUUGGAUGACACCGGUCUGGCUUAUAUAUGCCAGACGUACGAACGCUUCUCCCACGUGGCCAUGAUCCUUGGCAAGAUGGUGCUGCAGCUCUCUAAAGAACCAUCAGCUCGCCUGUUGAAGCACGUCGUCCGCUGCUACCUCCGCCUCUCAGACAAUCUCAGGGCCAGAGAAGCCCUGCGCCAGUGUCUGCCCGACCAGCUGAAGGACAGCACCUUUGCCCAGGUGCUGAAGGACGACACCACCACCAAGCGCUGGCUGGCACAGCUGGUGAAGAACCUCCAGGAGGGCCAAGUCACCGACGCCAGAGGCAUCCCACUGGCACCGCCACAGUGAUGAGCAGGGAGUGUGUGUGUGUGUGUGUGUUUACAGCCGACACAGAAGGACUCUCAAUACCGCCUAGAUUUUGUAUUCUUGCCCAAAUGUGGCAGUAAGACAAACUGAAGGACACAAUGGAGUCAGAUUUGCUUUUGGAUUACACCUGUUGUUGUUUUCUGCCAGUAUGUCACUUCUUCACAGCUGGAAAUCAUUUUUUCCCCUUUUUUUAAAGAUCCAGACUCAUCGUAGGGAACUGAUAUUUGAGAAUGGGGGGAAAAAAAACCAAUAAUUCUAUAUUGGCCGGUGUUUUGUUUCUGGUGUCGAUGCUGCAACAUGAAAGGAAAAGUCCGAGUCUGAUGUGUUACCGUUUAAUGAGACUUCACCACCAACAAUAAAUAAUAACUGAGUUACAGGAGGAACAUGUUUAAUAUGAAAAAAAGCCAAAUGUACGUUCGAAUACAACCUGUCAAAAUGCUGCAUUUUUACCUGGAUGUCUGUCAGCAUAUCAAUACUGAUAUAUAUUAAUACUGAUAUAUAUCAAUGAUGGGCUCGUGCUACACCAAUGUAUCGGUCGGUUCCCGCUCAUCACCAACUGUCUGUAACAUUCCUCUUCACAGUAGGAACUGUUUUGUUUAGUUUAUUUCCUUCUCGCAUUUCCAAUAAGACUUUUGAAUCUU